Anthostomella pinea is the source of this 609-nucleotide messenger RNA. The record is from the annotation of a GenBank genome assembly. Lineage: Eukaryota; Fungi; Ascomycota; Sordariomycetes; Xylariales; Xylariaceae.
AUGGUCCGAUCACUCAAGCAUCAUGAGGGGAAGCUGUACGUGGAAUGUUCUCUAUCUUCUGUUUUCCAGGCCUCCUAUACCAGUCCCUGCUGGCUCCGAAAAACAGACUUUAUUACCUACAAGUCCGAUCAGGGACACCGCGAUGCUGCUGUGGUACGGAGAUACAUGAUUCAGAAGCCAGAAGAUUACCACAGAUACAACAAGAUUUGCGGCUCCCUGCGGCAACUUUCACAUAAGAUCAGCUUGCUGCCUCCCGAGAGCCCCGUGCGACAGAAACACGAGAAGCUGCUACUAGACAAGCUGUAUGACAUGGGCAUCCUGUCGUCGGCGUCAAAGUUGAGCAAUGUCGAGCACGGCGCUACUGUCUCUGCCCUAGCCCGGCGGAGACUACCGGUCGUCAUGACCCGAUUGAGAAUGGCGGAGACGGUCCAAGCAGCCACGAAGCUCAUCGAGCAGGGCCAUGUGAGAGUAGGAGUGGAAACUAUCACGGACCCGAGCUUCUUCGUCACGAGGUCACUGGAGGAUUUCAUCACAUGGACGGUGGGCAGCAAGAUCAAGAAGAGCAUCAUGAAAUACAGGGACAAGCUGGAUGAUUUCGAGCUGCUAUGA